AACGCAACAUUUAUCAUAACGAUUUUAUGCUGGUACCCAGUGCCCCAAGGUGGAAUUAAAUUUUAAAUUUCCCGGAUUAGUAUUGGUGUAGUUAUAAUUAAACCGUUGUCGCCUGUCACUACAGACAACAUUAACCCUACUACUUACUAGUCUACUCGCUGGUCGCUACUAUCUACUCGGUGUCUCAGACGUCUCAGUACUCAGUAGUAAUUAGUCAAUUAUUGUCAUUUGUCCGUUGUCUGUCGUCUGUGGCUAGUCCACCUGUACCGCUCGCGGUAUAAGUUGCGAUCGGUAGUUCAUCUUUUUUCUAUGCCAGUAACCUGUGGCAAUAAACUAGAAGUGUCUGUAAUCUGUUGUUGUUAUAAUUAAGUUCUGUGAAGUAAGUUAUACUUUCUCUGAAGUUCAAUAUGCACGUACCAUAGAAAAUAGGUACUAAUAUGGGUGAUUCAGACAUUUUGACCCCUCUAAUAAACAGUCAGGAUUCUUUGAGCAGUCAGGAUCAAAUAUCUAAGCCGGAGAAUACUAAUGCAUGGGGACGUCUAUAUCCAGAGAACGAGUGUUUAAAAAUUGAAGACCUAGUGAAGGAUAAUUACAACGCAGGUCGCCAAACUAACGAUGUUGACUUUCAAUUUACAAAACAAUGUUUUAGUUUAAAAGUAAUGAAUCAUAUUAGCAAGAUUCAUUUCAUUAUAAAUCGUGAAAAGAUUGGGACAUUAGGUUAUGUAGUAUUUAUUACAGACAGGAGUGCAAAUGGCACAUUUUUAAAUGGUGAAAAAAUUGGAAAAGACAAUCGUUGGAUUUUAUCGAAUAAUGACAAAAUUGCUGUUGUUUCUAAAGCAAAUUAUGUAUAUACAUUUACUGAUAAACGUUCAGAUUAUUUAAAUUGUCCGCAAAAGGUCAGGGAACAAUUUGCUGUUUAUGGUAUAUUGGGUAGAGGAACUUUUGGUGAAGUCCGAUUAGCUUUUGAAAAAAAAACUUCAAAAUGCUUUGCAUUGAAAAAAGUGAAUAGGGAAAGUUGUAUUGUGUUAAGGGAACCAGAUAUUUUAUCAAGCUUAUCUCAUCCGAAUAUUGUUAACAUGGAAAAUUUCAUCGAUACUACUGACGCAAUUUACAUCACUUUGGAAUAUAUGCCUGGAGGAACUCUAAAGCAACUAAUAGAAAAUACAAAACGUUUAAAAGAAUCGGAAUCUAAAAUAAUUUUGUAUCAAGUUGCUCGAGCUGUUCAGUACUUACACAAUAGAUCAAUUGCUCAUAGGGAUCUAAAGCCAGGGAACAUUUUACUUUCCAUCAAGUCUCCUACAAGUGUUGUAAAAUUGGCCGAUUUUGGCCUAUCUAAGAAGAUAACUGAAAACACACAUUUAAAAACAUUUUGUGGUUCAUUAGCAUACCUUGCACCAGAAGUAUUUUUGAAUAGAAAAAAUAUUGCUCAAUCGUGUAUUAAAUAUACUAAUAAAGUAGAUUCAUGGAGUUUUGGUGUUAUUUUAUAUGAAUGUUUAAGUGGUUAUAAACCUUUUGCUGGUGAUCAUAUUGAAGAAAAGAUUUGUAAAGGAGUAUACAAUAUAACUAAACUUAAAUUGUUUAACACUUCAAAUGGUGCACAAGAUAUAAUCAAGCAGUUAUUAACAGUUGAUUAUAAUAUGAGGUUUGAUUUUGAUAAAAUAUUGAAACACAUUUGGUUUGAAAAAGAUAUGUUGAUGAAGGAAAAAGUUGGAAACCUUAUUGCUGAAUUUUCAAAUGGCUUAAAGCCAAGUAACAAAUUUACAGCUAAUAAAGAAAAUGUCACUAAAAAAAUAAAGUUUUGUUCUUGUCUUACACAAGAUACUUGUUCCGAAUCUGAACAUACCUGAAUAGAUUUAAAUAUAUAUUUAUAAGACAUUUUUUUUUCAGAACUAUUUUUUUUUGUUUAUUGUUAUGAAUUAUUACUUAAUUAUGUUAAGUUUAUUUUAAAUUGUAUACAUUAUUUUUCUGUUGUUGGCUGUAUAUAGUUAUUGAAGUCAAGAUUCUGACUAUUUAUUCAAUUAAUAUUGUGUUUAAUAUUAAAAUAAUGACAUAAUUUAUAC
Metopolophium dirhodum (rose-grain aphid) is the source of this 2060-nucleotide messenger RNA. Its product is annotated as serine/threonine-protein kinase Chk2-like. Gene Ontology annotation, molecular function: protein binding; ATP binding; protein serine/threonine kinase activity. Gene Ontology annotation, cellular component: nucleus; cytoplasm. Gene Ontology annotation, biological process: protein phosphorylation; mitotic DNA damage checkpoint signaling. The coding region runs from base 438 to 1847 and encodes 469 amino acids. NCBI's taxonomy places the organism in Eukaryota, Metazoa, Arthropoda, Insecta, Hemiptera, Aphididae. The transcript has 8 exons. The record is from RefSeq and is a predicted model, not a curated record.